Molecule: messenger RNA, 951 nt
Organism: Ostrea edulis (European flat oyster)
Lineage: Eukaryota; Metazoa; Mollusca; Bivalvia; Ostreida; Ostreidae
Product: lectin BRA-3-like
Exons: 4
Coding region: 30-680 (216 amino acids)
Molecular function (GO): signaling receptor activity
Source: RefSeq, a predicted model, not a curated record
UGAAACAAUUAAGCGUUAUUUCAUUUCUUAUGAUAAGAAUUUCUCUAGAAUGUACUGCGAACAUUUACAAGCCUGGAUCCGGUCUAGGUGACUUAUUACCAAUCCAAGAGUACCCCUUUAUUUCUGAAUUGGAAGGGGUUGAACUUACGUUGUGUGUAAUGCUGUGUACAGUGAGAAAACCUGGAUGUGUAGGUGUUUUCUAUCAGAAGGAACGGGGAUGUUGUAAACUUAUCAACAGUCAAAAUGAGACGCUGGAAUACGAGACUCAGACUGGGUGGGUGUUUUGGACACAUUUAAAAUAUGAUUCAGAGUGGCUGCCCUUAUUAAACCAUUGCUAUUUUGUCAAUCACACUAAGAUGUCUUGGAAUGAUGCUCAGUUUCAGUGCAAACGUCACGGAGCAUAUAUAACGGAGAUUGGGUCUAAAUAUGAAAAUGCAUGGAUUAAAGAGAAAUUAUUUCCAAGCUCUGUAGCAUGGAUCGGAGCGAAUGAUCUGCAUCUAGAGGGAAAGUUUAUCUGGGGCGAGAGCAAUAAUAGUGUGAUCUUUUCAAGCUGGGCAGACGGUGAACCAAACAAUGACAGAGGCAUCGAAGACUGUGCUGAUAUUGACCAAACCGGAAAUUGGAACGAUCUCCCAUGUGAGCUCAAACUUGCAUUCCUGUGCGAGAAAAAUGGGAAAUAGUUGUUCACAGAUUUGGGAAACACUUUUAAUGAUACCAGUUAUAUAAAUCUUGUAUUGUUUGUAAAUUGUAUUAGAUUGAUUAGUGUUCGUUAUAUUCAUCCUUUUCUAUCUUAUUUAAAGGUCGCGGUCUCACGUGUACAUUGUACACAUGAACGUUUGUAUUUGCACUUGCUAUAUUGAUGGUCCAACAGUCAAACUUUACUUUAAGUGUGAAAUGAUUUUAUGUUGUGUUAGGACACAAGGAUGUGGGGUAAUAAAAAGAGUAAAAACA